GGCGCGGCGCGGUCGCCGCGGAGAUGCCCUUGUGAGGCGGCCCGGGGGGCAGCGGCGGCAGGAGAGCGCUGCCUCGGAGCGGCCCCGCGGCGGGGCGGAGGAACGCGCCCCUCCUCCGGGCACCAUUAAGAGGAAGGCGAUGGAGGAGCUGAGCGCGGACGAGAUCCGCCGGAGGCGCCUGGCGCGGCUGGCGGGAGGCUCCUCGUCCCAGCCCACCACCCCGCUGACGUCCCCGCAGAGGGAGACCCCGCCGGGGCCGCCGGGCGCAGCCCCAGCGCCGGGGCCCUCGCACAGCCUGGGCCUCAACGUGCACAGCAUGACCCCAGCUACCUCUCCCAUCGGGGCAUCAGGAGUAGCCCACCGAAGCCAGAGCAGCGAAGGAGUGAGUUCCCUCAGCAGUUCUCCAUCAAACAGCCUUGAAACCCAAUCUCAGUCCCUCUCUCGGUCUCAGAGCAUGGACAUUGAUAGUGUCUCCUGUGAGAAAAGUAUGUCCCAGGUGGAUGUGGAUUCAGGAAUCGAGAACAUGGAGGUUGAUGAGAACGACCGCAGAGAGAAGCGGAGUCUGACGGACAAGGAACCUCUGUCGGGGUCAGAAGUGUCAGAGGAACAAGCUCUACAGCUGGUCUGUAAGAUCUUCAGAGUCUCUUGGAAGGACAGAGACAGAGAUGUCAUUUUCCUGAAUUCACUCUCUGCCCAGUUCAAGCAGAACCCAAAGGAAGUGUUUUCAGAUUUUAAGGACUUGAUCGGGCAGAUUUUGAUGGAAGUGCUGAUGAUGUCCACCCAGGCGAGGGACGAGAACCCCUUUGCCAGCCUGACAGCCACCUCCCAGCCCAUUGCUGCAGCUGCCCGCUCUCCUGACAGAAGCCUGAUCUUAAAUAUGGGCUCCAACCCUGGAAGCAGCCCCAUGUUCUGUAAUGUGGGCUCCUUUGGUUCCAGCUCGUUGUCCAGUCUCUAUGGGACUAGUCCAGCUCCUCCUACCACUUUCACAAGCUAUGUACCAAUGACUGGUUCAUCUCUUACCCCACCAGCCAGUUCAGUUGCCACCCCAGCAGUGGCUCCCGUUGCUGCCAGCUCUCAGCUGUCAGCAGCCAGCCCCUGGUGGACGCAGCCUUCCUCUCCGCGGUACCGCCCCUACACCGUGGCCCAUCCCGGGGGCUCUGCCGCUGCCACCCCGCGCUCCUUGAGCAUUUCCAUCCCUGCUAGCUCUCCAGCCAUGGCUGCUGGCCCUGCAGCCGUGCCAGCCAUCACAUCCAGACACAGGCCCACAGCCACGGGCCCACCUUUGUUUACUGCCUCAGCCGGUGCCCUGCGCAGGCGUGCUUCCUUCCAGAGCAGGAUUCCUCCUAGUUUAUACGACAACCCUUUCUCCCUCCUCCUUCUUGCUGUUUCUGAUGUGUCUGAGGACAGUAGUGAUGAAGAAAAUGAAGACGAUGAUUUUUCUUGUGUCCAGUUUGGGUCCAGUGUGGGAGGCUCUGGCAGCUCGAGUGUUUCCGAUUCCUGCAGUGACCACUUCACCAUUGAAAAUUGUAAGGAGACAGAGAUGCUGAACUACCUCAUUGAGUGUUUUGACAGGGUUGGAAUAGAGGAGAGAAAAGCACCAAAGAUGUGUAGCCAGCCAACAGUUAGCCAGUUACUGAGCAACAUCAGAUCCCAGUGCAUUUCACACGCUGCUUUGGUGCUACAGGGAUCCUUAACACAACCAAGGUCAUUGCAGCAGCAGUCUCUGCUGGUACCAUACAUGCUGUGUAGGAAUCUCCCAUUUGGCUUCAUUCAAGAAUUGGUGAGAACAACUUACCAGGAUGAAGAGGUGUUCAAGCAGAUCUUUAUUCCCAUCUUACAAGGCCUGGCUGUGGCUUCCAAAGAGAGCUCCCUCGACAGUGACAAUUUUAAAUAUCCCCUUAUGGCACUAUGCGAACUUUGUGAAAUCAAGUUUGGGAAAACACACCCCAUGUGCAGUCUGGUUGUCUCUUUGCCCUUGUGGUUGCCUCAAUCUUUAAGCCCAGGUGCAGGAAGAGAACUGCAAAGACUUUCCUACCUUGGAGCCUUCUUCAGUCUGUCUGUCUUUGCUGAAGAUGAUAACAAAGUAGUUGAAAAGUACUUCUCAGGGCCUGCCAUUACUCUUGAGAACACCCGGGUUGUUAGCCAGUCCUUGCAACAUUACCUGGAAUUAGCAAGGCAAGAGCUGUUCAAGAUCCUGCACAGCAUCCUGCUGAACGGGGACACGCGGGAGGCAGCUCUUGGCUACAUGGCAGCUGUGGUCAAUGCCAACAUGAAAAAGGCCCAGAUGCAGACAGACGAUCGCUUGGUGUCCACAGAUGGCUUCAUGCUCAACUUCCUCUGGGUGCUGCAGCAGCUGAGCACGAAGAUCAAGCUGGAAACGGUUGAUCCCAUGUACAUAUUCCAUCCCAGGUGUCGAAUCGAGCUUCCCACAGAUGAGACAAGAGUGAAGGCUACAAUGGAGGAGGUUGCAGCCUGGAUUGCUGAACUUUACAGGGAUCCGUCUCUGUUUUCUGAGCCGAAGUUCCCCACGGAAUGUUUCUUCCUCACGCUGCACGCCCACCACCUGUCCAUCCUGCCCAGCUGCCGCCGCUACAUCCGCCGCCUGCGGGCCAUCAGGGAGCUCAACAGGACUGUUGAAGAUUUGAAAAACAAUGAAAGUCAGUGGAAGGAUUCUCCUCUGGCCACCAGGCAUCGAGAGAUGCUGAAACGGUGCAAGACACAGCUCAAGAAACUGGUGAGGUGUAAGGCUUGUGCAGAUGCUGGUUUGCUGGAUGAAAACUUCCUCAGGAGAUGCCUGAAUUUCUAUGGCAUGGUGAUCCAGCUGAUGCUUCGCAUUCUUGACCCUGCCUAUCCCAACAUAAAAUUGCCUUUAACUCCUGAGGUUCCGAAAGUAUUUGCAUCAUUGCCAGAGUUCUAUGUGGAAGAUGUUGCUGAAUUUUUAUUUUUUAUUGUACAAUAUGCUCCUCAGGUGCUGUAUGAGCCCUGUACUCAGGACAUAGUGAUGUUCCUCGUUGUGAUGCUCUGCAACCAGAACUACAUCAGAAAUCCUUAUUUAGUAGCCAAGCUGGUGGAAGUGAUGUUCAUGACAAAUCCAGCUGUUCAGCCCCGGACACAGAAGUUCUUUGAAAUGAUUGAGAAUCACCCUCUCUCCACUAAAUUGUUAGUCCCCUCGUUGAUGAAGUUUUACACAGAUGUGGAGCACACCGGAGCCACUAGCGAGUUCUAUGACAAGUUUACAAUCCGCUACCACAUCAGCACCAUUUUCAAAAGCCUCUGGCAGAACAUAGCUCACCACGGUACCUUUAUGGAGGAGUUCAACUCCGGGAAGCAGUUUGUUCGCUACAUCAACAUGCUGAUAAAUGACACAACUUUCUUGCUGGACGAGAGUCUGGAGUCCCUAAAACGUAUCCAUGAAGUGCAAGAGGAGAUGAAGAAUAAAGAGCAAUGGGACCUGCUGCCCAGGGAUCAGCAGCAGGCCCGGCAGUCGCAGCUGGCUCAGGACGAGCGCGUGUCCCGCUCCUACCUUGCCCUGGCCACAGAAACUGUUGAUAUGUUCCAUAUCCUUACCAAGCAGGUCCAAAAGCCUUUUCUCAGACCUGAGCUUGGACCACGACUGGCUGCUAUGCUGAACUUUAACUUACAGCAACUGUGUGGCCCCAAGUGCCGUGACCUGAAAGUUGAAAACCCAGAGAAAUACGGGUUUGAACCAAAGAAGCUGUUGGACCAACUGACUGACAUUUACCUGCAGCUGGAUUGUGCUCGCUUUGCCAAGGCAAUUGCUGAUGAUCAGAGGUCCUACAGUAAAGAGCUCUUUGAGGAGGUUAUCUCCAAGAUGAGGAAGGCUGGAAUCAAGUCUACCAUAGCAAUAGAGAAAUUCAAACUGCUGGCAGAGAAAGUGGAGGAAAUUGUUGCCAAGAACGCCCGUGCAGAGAUUGAUUACAGCGAUGCUCCGGAUGAAUUCAGAGAUCCGCUGAUGGACACUCUGAUGACCGACCCCGUGAGGCUGCCCUCUGGAACCAUCAUGGACAGGUCCAUCAUCCUGAGGCACCUGCUCAACUCCUCCACUGACCCUUUCAACCGGCAGACGCUGACGGAGAACAUGCUGGAGCCAGUGCCAGAGCUUAAAGAGCAGAUCCAAGCCUGGAUGAGAGACAAGCAGAAUGACCAUUAAAUCCCCUUGCAGUGCACGCCACCCCCACGGGCAGAGCAGGGCGUGGGCUGCUCUGGCAGGAGGGCAGCAGGCACCCCUGGGAGCUGUGCAUGGAUUGGCACGCCCACGGCACUGACUUGCAGCAGUGCCCACAGGAGCAUGUGGAU
Molecule: messenger RNA, 4317 nt
Organism: Passer domesticus (house sparrow)
Lineage: Eukaryota; Metazoa; Chordata; Aves; Passeriformes; Passeridae
Gene: UBE4B
Product: ubiquitination factor E4B
Exons: 29
Coding region: 140-4171 (1343 amino acids)
Biological process (GO): protein polyubiquitination
Cellular component (GO): nucleus; cytoplasm; ubiquitin ligase complex
Molecular function (GO): ubiquitin-ubiquitin ligase activity
Source: RefSeq, a predicted model, not a curated record